UGUACCUGUAGUCGCACCGCCACCCUUACUCUUGUCUCUUUCCUUGUUUACCUUUCGACGUGAAUGUAGUCUUCUUCUUCUCCUUCUUCUCCAACUCUCCCAAGAACAACAACCCCGAGACUUCAGACCUAGCCUUUUGACCUGCCUAAACUUGGUCCCCCAUAUCGGCAUGAUGUCUUCUUUUCCUAAAAUCAUGUUGGCUUGAAGCUUGUGGGUUAGACCCUUCGAGUCUAUCACCAACCUCUCUCUUCGCAGAUCACGCGCUGUCGCUGUCUAGUCAGAUCUUGCAUGAGAAUCCUUCUUUCGUGGUGCAUCGGAUCUGUCUAUCUCUCUUUCUCUCUCUCAAACUCAGCUCUUCAUUGGCAUUGUAUCUAUUCAUAGUGCCUCCUGAGCUCUCUUAUCCAUUCGCUUUUCAGGACUUCGACGCAGACAGCGGCAGGGCACCGGCAUUCUAUCACAAUGACGUCUCCAUUAACUGCUCAAAGCUCCAACAGUUCUCUCCAGAGUGUUUAUGAAUCAGUGCGUCGCAGGGAAUCCUCGAUGGGAAAUGAGUUCAUGCCGUCAGAGUUCCCUGAGAAUUUUGGAGAGGUUGUUAAAGGUGUCUAUCGAUCUGCUUUCCCGCAACCAUGGAGCUUCUCUGCGCUCAAAAAGCUUGGCCUUCGGACUAUAGUCACUUUGGUAGACGAGCCUUAUACACCAGAGCACAUGAGCUUUCUCAAGGAAAUGGGGAUCGUGCACGUUCGUAUCCUUGUCGAACCCAACAAGGAUCCUGCAGUCAAGUCUCCAGACUACGUUAUCUGUCAGGUAUUGGAAGUCUUGCUCGACAAGGCCAAUCACCCUAUCCUUGUCCACUGCAACAAGGGAAAACAUCGUACCGGCUGUGUGGUCGCCUGCUUCCGCAAGAUUCAAGGUUGGCGCAUCGAAGAUGUGCUUGCUGAGUAUCAGACAUAUUCUUUCCCUAAGUCAAGGCCGCUGGAUCAGAACUUCAUCAUGGCAUUUGAUGUCUCCCAGCUCUCUAGCCUGGCACAAGUCUCUGGCCUUCUAACUGCUGGUUCUGUGGGAGGGCUUGAGAGGAUGGUGCUAUCCGGGCUGUUAUCCAUAUCUGCAAGCUCUUCUGCAAAAUCCCUGGUAUCGGAGGAUUCGUGA
This is a messenger RNA of Aspergillus uvarum CBS 121591, 1146 nucleotides long. It is a transcript of the gene yphA, whose product is annotated as tyrosine phosphatase family protein. The transcript is spliced from 5 exons. Gene Ontology annotation, biological process: protein dephosphorylation. The record is from RefSeq and is a predicted model, not a curated record. Gene Ontology annotation, molecular function: inositol diphosphate tetrakisphosphate diphosphatase activity; phosphatase activity. Gene Ontology annotation, cellular component: cytoplasm. The coding region runs from base 460 to 1146 and encodes 228 amino acids. NCBI's taxonomy places the organism in Eukaryota, Fungi, Ascomycota, Eurotiomycetes, Eurotiales, Aspergillaceae.